Molecule: messenger RNA, 1957 nt
Organism: Rhinolophus ferrumequinum (greater horseshoe bat)
Lineage: Eukaryota; Metazoa; Chordata; Mammalia; Chiroptera; Rhinolophidae
Gene: SIRAL1
Product: family with sequence similarity 118 member B
Exons: 8
Coding region: 83-1135 (350 amino acids)
Source: RefSeq, a predicted model, not a curated record
CGCGGGCUUGCAGGCUGAGUGCGCCUGCGCCGGCCGGUAGCUGCAGCUGGAGCGGCGGCGUUUGGAGCGGACGCGAAACUGGAUGGCUUCUACAGGGAGCCAGGCCUCUGAUAUAGACAAGAUUUUUGGAUUCUUCAGUGAUGGCGCACCCCCCACCAAAAAGCCCAGGAAGCUGCUUCCAAGCUUAAAAACUAAGAAGCCUCGGGAACUGGUUCUGGUGAUUGGAACAGGCAUUAGUGCUGCAGUCGCACCUCAGGUUCCAGCUUUGAAAUCCUGGAAGGGGUUAAUUCAGGCCUUACUGGAUGCUGCCAUUGAUUUUGAUCUUCUAGAAGAUGAGGAGAGCAAAAAAUUUCAGAAAUGUCUCCAUGAAGACAAGAAUCUUGUGCACGUCGCCCAUGACCUUAUCCAGAAACUCUCUCCUCGUACUAGUAAUGUUCGAUCCACGUUUUUCAAGGACUGUUUGUAUGAAGUAUUCGAUGACUUGGAGUCAAAGAUGGAAGACUCUGGAAAACAGCUACUGCAGUCAGUUCUCCAUCUGAUGGAAAAUGGAGCCCUGGUAUUGACUACAAAUUUCGACAAUCUCCUGGAACUGUAUGCAGCAGAUCAGGGAAAGCAACUUGAAUCCCUUGACCUUACUGAUGAGAAAAAGGUCCUAGAGUGGGCUCAGGAAAAGCGGAAGCUGAGCGUGUUACACAUCCAUGGGGUGUACACCAACCCUAGUGGCAUUGUCCUUCAUCCCGCUGGGUAUCAGAAUGUGCUCAGGAACACUGAAGUUAUGAGAGAGAUUCAGAAACUCUAUGAAAACAAAUCAUUUCUUUUCCUGGGAUGUGGCUGGACUGUGGAUGACACCACCUUCCAGGCCCUUUUCCUGGAGGCCGUCAAGCAUAAAUCUGACUUAGAACAUUUCAUGCUGGUGCGGAGGGGAGAUGUAGAUGAGUUCAAGAAGCUUCGAGAAAACAUGCUGGACAAAGGGAUUAAGGUCAUCUCCUAUGGAAAUGAAUAUGCUGAUCUUCCAGAAUAUUUCAAGCGACUGACCUGUGAGAUCUCCACAAGGGGAAGAUCAGGGAUGGUGAGAGAAGGUCAACUAAAUGGCUCCUCUGCAGCACACAGUGAAAUAAGAGACAGCAGCACAUGAGAGGGCGAGAGAAGUCACCACCAUUAGCCCAAGCUGUGAGGCCCUACAGUGGACAGUGUUUAACAGCAAACUUACAACACAACUCCUAGGAAGAACUGAAACCUAGAGGUUGAAGGUUGGGGAUAGAGUGGGGUUGGAACAUUCCAACUUAAUCCUUCAUGCCAGCUGGUUCUUGACCUUAUGCGGCCUAUUCCAGUUUAAUACCAAGUGACAGCGGGACCCAGAUGCUGCCCCUUCCCCACCCCCGGGCUGGACAUGCCUGUGUCCACAGAGCAAGUCCGUGUGAAAGCCACUGACAGCCUGCAGCUCUGCAUGAAGGACUUGGGAUCUAGAUGCCAUGGAAUCGCCUUGGCCCUUGUUGCAGUUUUGUACUCUCUAUUUGGUUUUUUAAUUAAGCUUAACGGCUUUUUUAAAACAAGACUUGAAGCUCUAGUUUUCUAGGUCUUUUACAGUGUACAGUAUUUUACAUACCUGAGCUGUAUUAAAAGCCUGUUCGUUUACUUCCCAGGGCACUGGUUCUCCUUUUAGAAUCACUUUAGAAAACAUCUAACAGAAACAAGCCUAAUUUUUGUAACUCAAUUUAAAUUGUAAAAGUUCUGUUCUCUUACCUGGGGGAGGGGAGAUCUUGUUCUCAGGACAGCCACUUUUACCAUAUUCCUCAGAGCAUUAUCAAUUCCUACUGUUUGUUUCCCUUCUUACCUUAAACCCUAGUUAGUGUGACAUGGGAUUUUAGUUUCGAAUCUUCUAUAAAGUAACUCCACGACUAAAAGGCAAUUUAUUUAUGAAAUUUAUUCUUAUAUAAAUUACUUAUUUCUCUGGGCA